Molecule: messenger RNA, 1116 nt
Organism: Wyeomyia smithii (pitcher-plant mosquito)
Lineage: Eukaryota; Metazoa; Arthropoda; Insecta; Diptera; Culicidae
Product: protein yellow-like
Cellular component (GO): extracellular region
Source: RefSeq, a predicted model, not a curated record
AUGACAGUCGGACAGCCGGAGUUGACCGUCCAGUUGGCCAAGGUUACGGGAAGCAUGCAGCUGCGUGACCGAAUACCACUGGCACUAGACGUGGCCGGCUUUGCCAUUUUCCAGUUCACUAAUCUACCACUACCGGUGGAAAAUCACAGCGCUCCGCUGAGCCCCUAUCAUGACUGGAGCUUCCAUACAACUCCCCAGAAUCCAGACUGCAAUAAAUAAGUAUCUGUUUAUCGCCUGUACGUUGAUGAGUGCGAUCGUCUGUGGGUUAUAGAUGCUGGAGUUAUCGAUACGCUGACUAAUCUGCAGCAAACAUGCCCUUCGAAAGUGCUUGCCUUCGACUUGCUUACUGACAAGCUACUGUUUACACACGUGCUACCACCAGAACAAGUUAAGCAGGAUUCGCUGCAUACGAACUUGGCGGUGGAUACUUGAGACGGCAAGGGUGAUGAUGCCUUUAUCUAUGUGGCCGAUGUCUGGCGUUACGGAAUCACAGUUAUCAGUCUACGUGAGGGUAAAAGUUGGAGAACUACCAACUAUUUAUACAACCCCAGCCCAUUCACCAGUGAUUACAACUAUCUGGAUUUGAACUUCCAAUGUGUGUUUGGUUUGUCCCUUUCGCCGGAAUUCCAAGUUCCAGCGUCGGUGCUACAAAAUGAAACAAUCUGGUAAAACUUUGGCCUUGUAAAGGCCUUCCAACCACUCGGUAGUCGUGGCAAGGGAGGUCAAUCUUCGACCUCUGGAGUAGCUCAGAAUAAGGUCCAGUUCUCCACCUUAGUCCACGGUGUCGGCUGCUGGGACCUAGCGAAACCUUACAACCGUAACAACCUGGGAAUCGUCGAGAAAAACCUAGACAAACUGACCUUCUCGAACGAUCUGAAGCUGGACAGGGAACCGAAGCAAUGCAUUUGGGUGAUCAGCAACAAGCUACCAGUUUUCCUAUACUCAAGGUUGAACUACAGCGAGACGAGUUUCCGCGUGUUGCAGGCCGAUGUUCAGAGUGCCGUUUUGGAUACGGUUUGCGAUCCGAGAGUCGUGCCGAAUUUGGCUUACAAGCCGGAGCCAGACUGUGACCAGUGGUUUUCGUGUUUUGAAUGUAAUGUUAUUUUAAAUUGUUGA